Molecule: messenger RNA, 2022 nt
Organism: Pochonia chlamydosporia 170
Lineage: Eukaryota; Fungi; Ascomycota; Sordariomycetes; Hypocreales; Clavicipitaceae
Product: 5'-nucleotidase
Exons: 3
Coding region: 1-2022 (673 amino acids)
Biological process (GO): nucleotide catabolic process
Molecular function (GO): hydrolase activity
Source: RefSeq, a predicted model, not a curated record
AUGACACAAAGCAGGAAGAACCAGCCUAGCGCGGAACCGCAAGUGACGUAUUCAUCUGGCCGAGUGCACCGAGACACCCGAGAGGUGCCUGAUUUGCGAUUGCUACACUACAACGAUGUCUAUCAUGUCGAUGCAGCGAGUGCGGAGCCAAUUGGAGGUCUUGCACGGUUUACAACACUAUGCAAGGAAUACCAAGAGGGUAAACAAUACGAGGGUCAGUCUAAGAUCUUGACGCUUUUCUCUGGGGAUGCCUUCAAUCCUAGCUUAGAGAGUAGUGUGACGAAGGGACGACACAUGGUUCCUGUUUUGAAUGCAAUUGGAACCGACUGUGCCUGUGUUGGGAAUCACGACUUUGACUUUGGCGUCAAGCAAUUUGAGUAUCUCGCGACCAAAUGCACGUUUCCCUGGCUCAUUGCCAAUGUACUGGACCCAGCCCUCGGCGAGGAUGUACCCAUUGGCAACGCCAAACGAACUCACAUGCUCACUACGUCCAAUGGCAUAAAAGUCGGACUCAUCGGUCUAGGUGAACGAGAAUGGCUGGCAACGAUCAAUAGUCUGCCACCCAAUAUCAUUUACAAGUCUGCCACUGCGACAGCAAAGGAACUCGUCCCCAAAUUGCGAGAACAGGGUGCCGAAAUCGUCAUCUGCCUGAGCCAUAUGCGAGAGCCAAACGACAAUAAGCUCGCUGAACAAACAGACGGUCUUUUUGAUAUUAUUCUUGGCGGACACGAUCACUACUACAACCACAGCUUCAUCAAAGGCACGCAUGUCCUGCGUUCGGGUACAGAUUUCAAGCAAUUGAGCUAUAUCGAAGUCCGGAGGAAAAAGGACGGCUCGAAGCGAUGGGAUUUUGAUAUUUGGCGACGAGAUAUCACUUCUACGGUUCCUGAGGAUGAAAAGACGGCCAAACUGGUGAAUGAGUUGACGUCAAAGCUGCAAAAGUCGCUCUCAAGACCGAUUGGUUGGACGGCUAUGCCUUUGGACGCUCGGUUUAGCACCGUUCGAGUCAAGGAAUCCAACCUUGGCAACUUUGUAUGCGACGUCAUGCGCCGAUACCACAAUGCAGAUUGCACAAUCAUGGCAUCCGGUACGAUUCGCGGAGAUCAGGUGUAUCCUCCGGGUGUCGUGCGAAUCAAAGAUAUUACUACCUGCUUCCCGUUUGAAGAUCCAGUUGUGUGCCUCAAGGUCAAGGGCCAGGCGAUAUGGGAUGCAUUGGAGAACGGCGUAUCGACGUAUCCAGCGCUGGAGGGCCGGUUUCCUCAAGUAUCAAAUAUUGUAUUUGAGUUCGAUCCUAGCAGGGAGCCUGGGAAGAGGCUGAACUUUCUGCAAAUUGGUGGUAGGCCGUACGACCCAGAGGCAGAAUACGUUCUAGUCACAAGAGGCUACAUGGGCAGGGGAAAGGGCGAGUACUAUCCACAGAUAGAACCUCGCUGUUCACGUAUACUAACUGAAGUAGAUGGCUACACUAGCCUCCUUGUCACCUCUGAGGGAGGUAAUGCCCUCGAAAUCAUUGACGAAGAAAACGGCAUUCUCAUCUCUGCCAUACUCCGUCAAUAUUUCAUGGCCCUACGCACUAUCGGACAGUGGAAGCGCAUUUCAGACCACUGGGUAGGCGUAGCGGAACAGGCCAACGUUCCUAUAUCUCCCUCCCAUACUCGCGACUCCGAAAAGAUGCUGGGACUUCACAGACCACCCAAGACGGAUGACGAAGCAGCAGGUGCUACGUGGAAAGGCUUCCUACGACGAAGAGUUGGCCUGCAUAAAGAGCCAUUAAACGAUGACGACGACGACCAUUUUUGUCCGUCAGCAAACAAGGAUAGCAGUGAUGAUGGAGACGAGGACAUGGACAUGGACUUGGAAGUCUUGCUGCUGAGAAAGUUUUGGUCGAGGUGGGCGCGGAAGGCGGGUGUCAAGUCGACGGUUUGUGAGCCGUUGAAGGAUGGGGAUUGUGCGGUGGAUUGGACGAGGGUUAUUGCGCCUGUGUUGGAGGGACGGAUUAGAAUGGUGGGAGGGGAUUCAUAG